Messenger RNA from Dimorphilus gyrociliatus, 1422 nucleotides. The record is from the annotation of a GenBank genome assembly. Lineage: Eukaryota; Metazoa; Annelida; Polychaeta; Dinophilidae.
GCCGUGGAACUGUGGCGCUCUAACGCCAUCUGGAUUUUGGAAAUAAUUAAUUGCAAUAUUUUUACCCAAGAAUGCCUUGUCAAAUACUAUUAUUAGGUAACUGAUUUGUAAUGACAGUUAAAACCCAUAAAAUAAAUCUUUAUUCGAGAAAAUUAACUGCGGGUUGCUAUUGAGAACGGAAAUACAAAGAUGGACGACGACGAAUCCCCUGCCGAAUUGGAAUUAAUACCAUGUGACGUUUGUAGCAGAAAAUUUAAUCCUGAAGUUCUAUCCAGACACAAACCAAUAUGCGAGAAAAAUGCAGCUAAGAAGCGUAAAGUGUUUGAUUCUUCAAAACAAAGAUCCGAUGUUCUGGGACCAUCAGCUCCUCCAGCAAGGAAACCAGAGAAAGAGAAGCCUACACCAAAGAAAACUAAUUGGCGACAAAAACAUGAAAGCUUUCUCCAGUCUCUUAAGGCUGCAAGAGAUGUUUCAGCCGCAUUGAGCAGAGGUGAAAAAGUGCCACCACCUCCACCACCUGUUAUCGAUCCUGAUUAUGUUCAAUGCGAAUUCUGUCAGAGGAGGUUCAAUGUACAUGCAGCCGAACGACAUAUUCCUUUUUGUAAAGAACAAUCAAUAAGGCAAAAGAUAAAGAGCGCCGAUGACAAGAAAGCAGCUUUGAAUACACGAACAAAGUAUCAACCCCCAAAACUAGGCAGUAAAAAAAGAGUGACAUCUAAUUCAAGAAUUCCAUCCGGACCAAGAACCGAAAAUAAUAAUCCCAGCAAUAUGAAACGAACAACAGUUUUAGGCAAUUCACCCACCGUUAAUCGUUAUGCUAAUGGGCAAACUUAUGAUGAAGACUUGUACUCUGAUAAUCGACCAACCUCUGGGGACAGUAGGAGCUCAUCUGGUCGACCUUUGAGAACUGGCAGAAAUCCCGAAACUUAUUCAAAUGGCAUCGCUAUUAGCCGUCAGCAAAAGAAUGUGGGUUAUUCAAAACCUACUUCCCGCGGUCGUGGUCUAGCCAGCCCGUCAGGACGAUCGAGGCCACCCGUAGGAAGCGGUUCACAGCAUCAAUCGAGUUCUGCAGGACCACCCGCUAAAUUCUGCCAUGAUUGUGGAACAAAGUAUGCAACGACAACGGCCAAGUUUUGUGUUGAAUGCGGAAUCAGAAGAGUUUCCAUUCCUACAUAGACACUUAGAUUGUUCAUAAAAACUAUUUACAAUAUAUUGUAAAUACUAUAACUGUUAUUAAUAUGCAAAGGGAUACUCUGUACUCAAAACAUCCUCGACAACAUAUCACUGAAAAUUUUUAACGUUUUAUUUUUUGUAAGCGUCAACUUGAAAAAAUACACGAUAUCGUUGACUUUUAAUUACAGGUCAAAUCAUUUAAAUUUUUAUAAUUUGUCUAUUCAUCUUUUUUUUCAUAGAAAUGGGCGA